AGCAGGGAUCUAUAUCCUCUUAAAGGGAGGCACUGAAAAAUUGGAAACAGUGAUGCAAUCUACCUUGCAAUUAAUCAGUUUGCUGUUAUUGUUGUUAAUCAGUAUUUUUAAAUUAAAGGAACACAGCGAGAUAAAAAAAGAGCUUACAGAACUGUCUGGUAGUAUGCUCUUUUCCGAUAUAGAAGACUUCUCUUUUGGCCCAUGGUUUUCCUUUUACUAGAAUUCAUUACCUCUCCUGAAUCUUCAUUGCGAAAGUGGGGACUGAUGAAAGAAGCUGAAGGAGCAUCAAAAGUGAAUCAAAGUCAAGUGUAGGGUGCUGUUCUCCGGACAGAAGCUGCCUCUUCUCUCCUUUCACCUGUGAACCCAGAAGGGGUGAAGACAUCUUAAACCAGAGGAACGAUUCUCUAGUUGUGGAAUUUCAGUCGUCAGCCAGCAGAUGCAGGAGUGUCUAUGAACCAGAUAGAAAUGUGUUACGGAGGAAAGAGCGAGAGAGAAGAAAUCAGGAGACUCAACAGGAUGAUGGAACAUUUAAUUCGAGUUACUCCCUCUUCAGUGAACCCUACAAGACUAACAAGGGGGAUGAACUCUCCAAUCGGAUCCAGAAUACUUUAGGCAAUUACGAUGAAAUGAAAGACUUUUUAACUGAUAGAUCUAAUCAGAGUCAUCUCGUUGGCGUUCCCAAACCUGGGGUUCCUCAGGCUCCCGUGAACAAGAUCGAUGAACAUUUUGUUGCAGAUUCAAGAGCCCAGCCCCAGCCCUCAUCUGUCUGUAGCGCUGCAUCUUCCACACCAGCAGCUGUCCCCGUGCAGCAGAGUAAGAGGGGCACCAUGGGCUGGCAGAAGGCUGGGCACCCGCCAUCUGAUGGCCAACAGAGAGCAAGUAAGCACGGCCACAGGUUGCUUGAUUUGAACAGAUCUGCUAACCCAAAGAACCAUAAUAAAAAACCUAAUCACUGUGUGUCGAGCCCCUCAUCCUCAUCUUCCUCUUCUUCUUCUUCCAACUCAGCACAACAGGGCUCUCUCAGGACCUUGCUUGGAGAUGGUGUGGGCAGACAGCAGCCACGGGCCAAACAAGUGUGCAAUGUAGAGGUGGGUCUUCAGACUCAGGACAGGCCACCUGCUAUGGCAGCCAAGCACAGCAGCAGCGGACACUGUGUUCAGAACUUCCCUCCUUCUCUGGCUUCAAAACCCAGCCUGGUCCAGCAAAAACCGACCGCGUAUGUGCGGCCAAUGGAUGGCCAAGAUCAGGCUCCUGAUGAGUCUCCAAAGCUUAAGUCAUCCACAGAAACCAGCGUGCACUGCACGUCCUACCGGGGAGUCCCGGCCACCAAGCCCGAGUCUACCAGAGCCAAGGCCAACAAGCUUUCCAAGUUCAGCAUCCCCAAACAAGGAGAGGAGAGUAGAUCUGGAGAAACCAACAGCUGUGUUGAAGAAAUAAUUCGGGAGAUGACCUGGCUUCCACCACUUUCUGCUAUUCAAGCACCUGGCAAAGUGGAACCAAGCAAAUUUCCAUUUCCAAAUAAGGACUCUCAGCUUGUUUCCUCUGGACACAGUAAUCCAAAGAAAGGUGACGCUGAGCCAGAGAGUCCAGACAAUGGUACAUCGAAUACAUCUAUGUUAGAAGAUGACCUUAAGCUAAGUAGUGAUGAAGAAGAGAAUGAACAGCAGGCAGCCCAGAGAACUGCUCUCCACGCUCUGUCUGACAGCGCCGGGGCCCCGCAGGCCAACCGCAGAGCCUCCGUGCCGUCCAGCAAGGCCAGCAGCAGCGGGAGCGGAAGCAGCGGGAGCAGCUCCUCCAGCGACUCGGAGAGCAGCUCCGGAUCCGACUCGGAGACGGAGAGCAGCUCGAGCGAGAGUGACGGCGGCAGGCCUGCCCGCUACUCCAGCCCCGAGGCUGAACCAGCGUCCUCCAACAAGUGGCAGCUGGAUAAAUGGCUAAACAAAGUGAAUCCCCACAAGCCUCCCAUUCUGGUCCAAAAUGAAAGCCACGGGCCGGAGAGCAAUCCUUACUACACCCCCGGGAAAGAAGAAGCACAGGACUGUGGGAAGCUUCCCGACGUUUGCCAAAGCAGCCUGAGAGACAAGGACAUCCAGGGCACCUGCAAAGAGGAGCAGAGGCCAAGGACCGCCAGCAAGGCCCCGGGGAGCAAAGCCGCGAAGCAGAAGUCCCCGCCUGCGGCCGUGGCCGUGGCCGUGGCCACGGCUGCCCCGCCGCCUGCGGUGCCCGUUGCGCCCGCCGAGAGCGCACCCGCGCGGAGGCCUGCGGGCAAGAAGACCACCCGGCGCACCGAGAGGACCUCCGCCGGCGACGGCGCCAACUGCCCCCGGCCUGAGGAGCCGGCGGCCGCGGACGUGCCUGGGGCGGGCAUGGUGGCCCCUACCGAGCCCCCAAAACCCAGGCCGUGCGGCAACGGCAGAACAAGCCACCGCAAGGAGCUGCGCUCCUCGGUGACCUGCGAGAAGCGCCGCACGCGGGGGCUCAGCAGGACCGUGCCCAAAUCCAGGGAGUUCAUUGAGACCGAGUCGUCCUCGUCCCCGUCCUCGGACUCGGACCUGGAGUCGGAGCGGGAGGAGGACCCCCUGUCCAAGGCGCAGGCCGCGGCCGCCGCCACCUCCGGCAGCGACCAGAGGCUGAAGGAGGCCGCCAACAGCCUCGGCGGUGCCGGACCCCGCGCGCCCGUGGGCUCCAUCAGCGCCAGGACCACCAGCGACAUCGCCAAGGAGCUGGAGGAGCAGUUCUACACGCUGGUGCCCUUCGGCCGCAACGAACUUCUCUCCCCUCUGAAGGACAGCGACGAGGUCAGGUCCCUCUGGGUCAAAAUUGACCUGACCCUUCUGUCCAGGAUCCCAGAGCACAUGCCGCAGGAGCCGGGGGUCCUGAGCGCACCUGCAGCCAAGGACGCUGAGAGCGCGCCCCCCAGCCAGCCAGCCGACACACCCACCGAAAAGGCGCUGCCAAAAUCCAAGCGGAAACGCAAGCAGUGUGACAACGAAGACGACUACAGAGAGAUCAAGAAGGCCCAGGGAGAGAGAGAGAGCUCUUCACGACUGACCGCCCCAGCCAGUAACACUUUGUCUGCAAACCACUGCAACAUGAACAUCAGCAGCUUGGCAAUACCAAUAAAUAAAAAUGAAAAAAUACUCCGGUCACCCAUCUCACCCCUCUCUGAUGCAUCUAAACACAAAUACUCCAGCGAGGACUUAAAUUCUUCCAGCAGACCCAACAGCAAUGGUUUGUUCACUUCCACCUCCUCCAACAAAAAGCAUAAGGCCGAGAACCAGCUGCAGUCUCAUGCUGGCGACCUCACGAAAGCAGCUCACAACUCUGAAAAUGUUCUCCACAAGUCUCGGCCACAAACAGAGCCCUGGUCUCCAGGCUCCAACAGCCACAAGGACUGCAAGAGGCAGAAAUUGGUCUUCGAUGACAUGCCACGCAGUGCAGAUUAUUUUAUGCAAGAAGCUAAGCGGAUGAAGCAUAAAGCAGAUGCAAUGGUGGAAAAGUUUGGAAAGGCUCUGAACUAUGCUGAAGCAGCCUUGUCAUUCAUUGAGUGUGGAAAUGCCAUGGAGCAAGGUCCGAUGGAGUCCAAAUCUCCCUAUACAAUGUAUUCAGAAACAGUAGAGCUCAUCAGGUAUGCUAUGAGACUAAAAACCCACUCAGGCCCCAAUGCCACACCAGAGGACAAGCAGCUGGCUGCAUUAUGUUACCGGUGCCUGGCUCUCCUGUACUGGCGGAUGUUUCGACUCAAAAGGGACCACGCUGUAAAGUAUUCAAAAGCACUUAUCGACUAUUUCAAGAAUUCAUCUAAAGCUGCCCAAGCCCCAUCUCCAUGGGGUGCCAGUGGAAAGAGCACUGGAACCCCAUCCCCCAUGUCUCCCAACCCCUCCCCCACUAGCUCCGUGGGGUCUCAAGGGAGCCUCUCCAGCGCCAACACCCUGUCCCCUUCAACCAUCGUCAGCAUCCCCCAGCGCAUCCACCAGAUGGCAGCCAAUCACGUCAGCAUCACCAAUAGCAUCCUUCACAGCUACGACUACUGGGAGAUGGCAGACAACCUGGCCAAGGAAAACAGAGAGUUCUUCAAUGACCUGGAUCUGCUCAUGGGGCCUGUCACCCUGCACAGCAGCAUGGAGCACCUGGUCCAGUACUCGCAGCAAGGCCUGCACUGGCUGCGGAACAGCGCCCACCUGCCGUAGAGACCUUGCCUGGAGCUGGACUGGGCUCUCGUCUCCAUGGAUGGCUCAACGUUUCUGGACACUGUGCUACUGAAAUUCCCAGCCACAGCAUUUAUCCAACUGCGGUGAAUAUAGUCUCAGCAUUCAACAGUGGUCUUUUCCCAGGGCAUGUGUGUUUGUAUGUGUGGGUGUCUAAAAACUGCCUGUGUAUGGAUGUAAGGUACACAGCUCUUUAGAACACACUUUCUUUGUCUAAUUUCUAUAAUACCAGGCUAGACAAAGAGAUCAGAAGUUUCUGAUUAGAGAAAAUACACUUACGUGCGUGCGCACGCGCGCACACACACACACACACACACACACACACACAGUUUCUAUUUCAAAGCUAAACCAUGACUUCUUAGAACAUUCAACCAAAAUCUCAUGGGUUAGUUAACCAGGUGCAAUACAGCACACCAAAAGCUUGACUGCCAGUUAAGAUGAACCUAGUUCUUCUACUAUUGAUUACUUUCAGUAUUAAUAUACUAUUCCCCAAUUAUUUUUUGAUUCUGUGUAUCAAUGGGUAAUUGAGUAAUGAAAAUAAGUCAGUUAUUUUUGUGCUGGACGUUUCCUAGUUGCAUGUUACCACACACCUUCCUUUCGUCUAAUCCCCUUCCCUCCCUCCGGUUUUUAUUAUCAGCUAAAUGCGUUACAGCAAAUGCAUCGGCUCCCACAGGCUUCUCUGCCCUGCCCCCAGCGGAGAGUGAAAACAGCUCUGAGAUCUGAUGAAAAGCUGUCCAGCGUCAAUACGGCAACAGCUGUGAUCGGGAGCUCAGAGUUGCAUUCUUCUGCACAGGCCAUGGCCAGCUCACCCAGCGUGUGGGCUUCUCCUUCCUGCCACUGUGACGCGGUGGCUGUAGAGCCUCGUGGCGUUUGUCAGCCCCUGUUUUUCAAUCCUUCUCUUUCUUACAAUUUUCUUGGCCAAAUUAGGACAUCAGCUAGAAUGUCCCUUCCCUGGAAGUCUGUAUCUGUCUGUUACUUAUCAGGCUGAGAACUAUUUGCUGUCCUGGUACUGUCUAAUCCUCUGACUCUUCAUGCAGAAUAUGCAUCUGCAGGCCUUCAGUGCAUUGUGAUCCGGGACUAGGUUUUCAGGCUUUGAUUAGCAGGCAGCUUGCUGCGCAGGGGGAGCCCUUCCUGCCACGAUCGCCAUCCCGCUUUGGGAGCCGCGACCAGAGCAUCAUGCUUACAUCCUGUGCCUCUGGUUUGUUUACGUCUCCCCUUGAUUCUUCACUUGCUUUUUUUUUUUUUAUUAAGUUUACAUUUUAGUUUUUUGACAUCUUGUUUACAGUUUUUGUCUGAAACUUAUUUCUUUUAUAGUCUCUUGUCUAUAUGCCCUAGAUUUAGCCUUGUUGUUAAGUAUGUUUGGGUAUAAAAAUAUUGGUUAAAAAAAAAUCUCCUGAAAAAUCCGAUAUACGUUGCACACUUUAAAAACAAAAAUGAUGCCCUUGAAGCCUCUCACUUGAUAAAAUUGCACCUGGAUGGUCUGAGAAAGACAGGUGAUACAGUAUGUGAAGCGAUCCAUUUUUCAAGGUGAUGGCGGCACAGACCAUUUAUAAGAGGUAUUGAUAGAUGCUUUCAUUGAUGGUCUUAUUGGUCUGGUUGCAAUGUUACUAUUUGUCAUCUGAUCUGUAAGUGGGAAAUAAGAUUGCUGUAAUUCCCUAGCUCUAAGCACUGAUUCAAAACUGCACAAAUGUUUAAACAACUUUGGUGAUUUGAAAUGAAUUUAAAGUGAGCCAUGGAAAGGUUUGUGAAGUUUGCACUUGGCUUUGGCCUUGAAGCAUCUGGAAAUACUAACAGUAUUCCUGUUGUCCAUGUAUCCAGCUGAGGUGCUUCUCACAUCCCUUUCUCUCGUAGUUGGUGGAGUUCUAACUUUAGAAACUUUGAAUUACUUUUUUUGAAGGAUGGAGACUUAGUUCCACAUAAGCUUGCUGCCUUCUGACAGAAUGCUCAUAUUCUCACAUAAGAGGAUGGCCCUCGCCGUCUGUCACAUGUCCCCCCUUACCUGGUCUUGCUUAUCUUGAAAGUCACAGGCUCUGCUGUGGUAUUCACACAGUGGGCUCACCCACACAACCCCUAAAACGUGAAGGUGGCCUCUGGCUGAUGAUGGCAGGCACAUUCUGUCAGCACUUUGGUGGCCCGUGUUUCCCAACAAAACUUGCAACAGGCCAUUUGGGGGAUGACCUGAGCAUGUACCUCCUCUUGCAGUCUUUCAUUUCAUCAACAGAAUAUGCUGGAGCAGCAGUUUUUGUUUGUGUUGAUCUAGGUGAUUUCAGUAAGGAACCAUCUUCAGAUUGCUGCUUGGGAAAGUCAUUUAUAAUUUGUUCCUUUUAUUCAGGUUUGUUCAAAGUAGAAAUAGCCUUCUUGUGUCUUCUCAUUACAAAGCUAAUACAUGCUCACUGUAAAAAUUGAAACAAUACAGAAAUGUAUCAAGUAGAAAGUAUUAAGUCCCAUCGUCCAUACAACCACUGCUCAAAGUUUCAUGUAUGUCCCUCUAGAUUCUCUCAUUUAAACAUAUAAUGUCUAUUAUCACUUUUUCUACUUGAAGACAUAUUAUUUCCUCAGAAGUUCAACACAAGUUCCACUGACCUUAUCCUUCCAUGACCUGAAUGGAUGCUGUCCUUUAUCACAAUGUUAGAAUUAUCUUUGAAAGAGGGCAACCUAAAUAUAUUCCUGAUCAAAAUUUGGGGUUUGUUACUACCAUACACAGAUCAGACUUACAUGCUGAAUUGGGCCUGCAAAGAGAGGUUUGGUGAAAACACGUAUUUCCAGAAUCGUUCAAAUUACAAAUGGAAACUCGGACCCACUAUCUAAAGAGGAAUAUACUGGAAAACUAAUCUGAAGAGUUAGCAGAUUGUGUACUAGAUUGAACACAUGGAAUACAAUGCAAUGAGACUUUCUGCACUAAAACUUACCCUAGUAUAUAAAACAAUGAUGUGUGUAUUAUAUAACAGUGAUGUGUACAUUUCUGACAUCCCAUGCAUAAUAUACAGUUUGUAUAAAUGCAUACAUUUAAAAAUAUAUAUGUACAAUACAGCUAACAUAAACUGUAGUACGCCUGAAGGAUAUUACUAGUGCCUAAUAUCGAGUGUAAGUCACUGCGUGUUCGCAUCACCUUGGAAGUGAAGUAAUUGUUAUAAAAUUAAUCAGUGCAGCCAACAUUAUUUAUGAAUCACAUCUUUGAAACUGUGCAGUAGUAUAUACAUAUAUAUUUUUAAAUAACAUUUUUCACAGUUUUCCAGAGUUACUGUUCAAAUCUGUAUCACCAAAAAAAGAGCAAGAUUUUUUUAAUGAUGUAGACACUCUUCAGACCCAGUAACCUGUGUGUGAUUUCCUGUUUGUAGACACCCAAGAGACUUUAGCAGUCACCAGCCUUAAUGCAUGUACAGGAUAUUAUUGUGACUUAAUUUAUCCGCAGUUUUUAAUCCACGUGAAAUUGGAAUUUAUAAACUGACUUGGAUUAAAUAUGUCUGCCUUUCUAAGGUUGCAAAUGUUACAUUAAAUGAUUUAUGUUGUAAAUGAGGGAAAUCGAGUUGUAUGUAAAAAAAAAAUGUCCUCCAAUUUCUGUGAAUAUUUUUACAAGGAGACUUCAGAAUCAAAAUAUGUUCAAAUAAGUAUUCCAGUCCCCAGUUCAUAAUCUCUUUAGAAGCAACCUUGUUGUUCCAUGAUUUUUUUUAAAUGAGGCUCCCACAGAGCCUGAUAUUUUUCAUGGGGAGAAAAAGUGUGUUUACUACUUGUCCAUCUCAUUUCCUGGCAUAUGCAUGUCGGAGAAACAGCCCAGUGUCCAGGAAACAUUGAACAGGAAGCUUGCAGGGUCUGAACUGAUGCCCGCACUGAUGGAUGUUCAACCAGCAGCACCAGGACAGUUUACUCAACAUUCGUUAAUGGCAUGUUAAUUCCCUGACUUGUGUGUGCUGGAUUUUUCCAACUCAGACCAACAAGGUGGAGUAAUGUUCACAAUAUUUGGUUGAGUAAAAUAAGAGAAUUUUGAACUAACCAAGAUGGAAAUGAUAAGCCAGUGACCAGCCUUGAUACCCUUCCCAUGCAGGAAGGGUUUUUUUUUUAACCUCACUGUUACUUUUCUCUCCCACCUUUUUCAUCCCCCUGCCCUCAAAUUAACCUAAACAAAGAAGCAGAAACAGCACCAAAAAGCAAACGAUUGCUUGGCCUUCCCCAGUCCACAUCCUUAGACUCAAGUCACCUUGUCAUACAGCAGAACCCAAGCUCCAGUCACCGUGGACACCGCCUCAUCCCAAAGAUGGCCGGGACAGGGCACUUGGCUUUGCUUGAUCCAGGAGCCACUGAGCUUGGUACUCGUUCAGAGGUGAUUUGGGCUAAGAAAUGCCCAGCAGUCUUUGAAGAACUGUGUUUCUCUUAGGCAGUUUUGCCUGCUACUCAGCUGAAGUCUGUUCCUAUCUGAAUCCUGUUUUAAAGAAGUAACACAUUUUCAAUCAAUCCUGGAUCAACUGGAGAACUGGAGUCUUGAAGGACUGUUUUUUUAAUGGAUGGGGGAAAACCCAACAAAAUAAACUGCAUUUCCAACACUUUGGAGCCAAAGUUUAUUUCCUCGUUUUUCCCAUUCCCAGAAGAGCACAAUUUUUUGAUAUUUCAACUUCCUGACAAAUAACCCCAAAAAUGUUCAGUCUUGAGAUCUGUGUUCUCUUGGAUCAAACUGAAUCAUUCUGUGUAUGUCAUCAGAGGAGUCCAUUUGUUAGCUUAGCAUGAGGAAAAUUACAACACUGUGUUCAAACUAAUUACGUCUGACCACGGUUUUGGUUUUUAUUAUUCGGCACUCCGAGGCAGCAGGGGCUGAAUUCGGGUUGGUUCCAAGGGGACUGAGAUUCAGAGCUCUUACAAUAAUGGGCAUCAGGGGAUUAAAUCACUUUGUGUUAUUUGAUAAUCCACCUCUUCUAGCCGAUUUUAAGCACAUUGGUCUAACGGAUGAAUUCAAGGUACUAAUCUCAAGUCAGCCCAAGGAACUCCGUCUGUCUUUAAGCAUCAGCAAGUAACAACAAGGCC
Messenger RNA from Manis javanica (Malayan pangolin), 9221 nucleotides. The record is from RefSeq and is a predicted model, not a curated record. NCBI's taxonomy places the organism in Eukaryota, Metazoa, Chordata, Mammalia, Pholidota, Manidae.